AAUAUAAACAUGACUGAAAUGAUUAUGUAUUUUAAUUUACUCUUUGUGAAGGGAGCGUAAUCAACGGAAGCAUGGAGAACCUCCUACACCUUCAUCAAUUUGAUCAAAAAAAUAGAUAAACUGGUGCGCAACCGCUUAUCAUCAAUACGGAGUAUGAAUGGCCAUUCUUACGACAGAGGGCUGCAGGAAUGGUUUGCUACUAGACAAUAUCUACUGCUAGAUAAUUAGUCUUUUGUUCUAAACUCUCAUAAAACAAAGUUACAUAGAUUGUAAAAACAUAUUUUUGUUUGAAUUAAUUUAACAUUCUUUAAAAAAAAAUUAUAGAUCAAAGAUUCUUAUGCUUUUACCUCUUCAUCAAAUUAAUAGACUUUUGAAUAUUGGCAAAGUAACUAUAUAUACAGUGGGAAAUGGCCGGGAUAGAAGUGACUAAAAUCUAAAGUGAUUACAGAAAAAUAUACUAGUUUUCAUAAUAUGAUAUUAUAUAAUAAGGGUGGCAUUAGAACCUAAUGUUUGUCAAUGAUUUUGGUUGCAUGUCUCGUGUAUGGUAGAUUGGUAGGUAGAUAAUCUAUCAUCCAUUUCUUGGUCCCGAAGCAAAAAUGGCUUUUACAUUUCCAUUUUAUUUUAUCAAUAAAUUUCCCAUUUUCUACAUUAUUAUUUCCAAAUUGGAAACCAAAAAAAAAAGAACGAAGAAUCAAAAUUGGCCGACGAAGAUAGGAUAGUUCCAUUCUUGUUUGCGGGAGAUGUACGGUGUUGGUGGAUCGGGGACAGCGGGGUUGGCAGAGAUAUACGCGAUGAGAAAAAAUUAUAAGGAAAACAUGAAGAAAAAAAUUGAGGCAGCAGCAGCAGCAGCAGCAGCAAAAGAAGAUAAAUACAAUGUUGUAGAGAAGAAGAAAAUCGGGGAAAUGAAGAAACCAAAGAAAAGUCUCCAGACUAAUUCGAGGGUUUCCUCCGUAGAUAUUUAACAAUCUCUGUAGCUUUGCAUUUAACUCUUUACUGUUUUAUGAUGGGUUCAGUUUGUUCUUUCCUGUAAUUUAUUUUUCGUUAUCAAUAAUAUUUUUUUGGUUUUAAGAUUAAA
Brassica napus (rape) is the source of this 1075-nucleotide messenger RNA. RefSeq lists its product as uncharacterized. The record is from RefSeq and is a predicted model, not a curated record. The transcript is spliced from 2 exons. The coding region runs from base 741 to 962 and encodes 73 amino acids. NCBI's taxonomy places the organism in Eukaryota, Viridiplantae, Streptophyta, Magnoliopsida, Brassicales, Brassicaceae.